Molecule: messenger RNA, 7977 nt
Organism: Pangasianodon hypophthalmus (striped catfish)
Lineage: Eukaryota; Metazoa; Chordata; Actinopteri; Siluriformes; Pangasiidae
Gene: gramd1a
Product: GRAM domain containing 1A
Exons: 19
Coding region: 1300-3912 (870 amino acids)
Biological process (GO): intracellular sterol transport
Cellular component (GO): plasma membrane; endoplasmic reticulum membrane; endoplasmic reticulum-plasma membrane contact site
Molecular function (GO): sterol transfer activity; sterol binding
Source: RefSeq, a predicted model, not a curated record
GGGAUCGUCGGGAUUCGAACUCAUGAGUUUGUUGUUAAUUAUUUUUAAAAAAACGUACAAACGAGGCCCAAAACUCUGGCUUCGUCUUCGUCUCGGCUUUUUCACUUUGUAGUUUUGUUCACAGCAGAAACAGAAACGGUUUCUUAUUCACAAGAAUUUCCUAAAAUUUUAUGGUCAGAAUUGAAAAAGACGCAGAAAUGCGUCGUGUUCCUAAUUUAUUCUUUUCAGUUAAAAAAAUGAUUAAAUAUUUAUAAACUCUUUAGCUCAUCCUCUUUUCUCUCUUUUCACUUACACGUGGAAUAAAUUUCUUAAACCCUUAAAAACUUCAUAUUUAUACUUAUUCAUCUUUUAUUUAUUUGUUCACUGAAAGCGCCGCUGCUCGUCUUUCUCACACUCAGGGUUAAUAUUUACACCUCCGCUUUUAGGCUAGAUGUAUAAGAAUGACCUUUGACCUCAGGUUUGCACGUCGUUCCCACGCUCAACGUUUAAACAAACCCGUGAACUCAAGCACUGAUGAGAUCACUAUCAGGACCAAGACCUUGAGGUUUAAUCUCAUAAAUAAUAAUUAGUAAUGAUUAAUAAUUGAAUAAUUAAGGUUUCUAUAAUCCAGAAUUUAAAAAAUAAUAAUAAUAAUCAACUAACCCGAAGAUUGUUUGCUGUUUCAGGAAUUUCAAUGCAUGAUAUUAGAGUUAAAACAUAUCAAGAUAAUCACAUAAUUCUUACGAUAAAAGAUUAUUUGCGUGAUUAUUGUGACUAUCUUCAGUUCCGUUUAAGAAGUGUUUAAAGUGUUUAAAGAGCUUUACGGCUGAUCAGGAGUCUGGGUCACCGCUUUCAUCUCAGUAAAUUCGCUCCAGAUUUGCGUUUGUAUUCACACGCAGAUUUAAGAAAAGAUAAAGAUGAUUUUUGAAAACAAACGGAGUUUCUCCUCUCCUCAGGACUUCACUGAUCAUAAAACCGUCAUCAUCAUCAUCAUCGUCAUCAUCAACGUCGUCGUCGUCAUCAUCAUGGAGGACGUUUCAGAGACACGGACUGAAGAUCUGCAGCAGAAACGCGUCUGAUUUCUGAAUUAUAAAUGAUUUGUAAACGGUCAAAUGUUGCCAUUGUGUGAAGACCGCGCUCUGUCGCAGCGAGCCCGAGGAAACCACCGAUUUUGCAAGCGAUGCCACAAUGACACCUCGCAAUCGAGUGGGUUUUGAAACAGACUUCGAAACGCGGAUGAGGACUUCGUUUUAAAAGCCAGAGUCACGCAGCGACGCCGACUCUCUCUGAAGUAAACCAGGAUUAAUUCCCACUCGCUAAAUGGCUAAACCCAUUCCCAUCCCGAUGCUGAACGUCCUCCCGCCGUCGUCGGAUAACGACUCCUGGUCUCCGUCGUCCAGCCCGCUUCCUCGGAGACGCCGGAUUUGGGACGUGACCGGCAAGAAACGCAGAACCCGAGCUCAGGAGGAGGGAGAUCCGAGAGACGGCGACGGGGCCGAGGACAAGAAGAGCGAGAAGACGAAGCGGAGGAGCCGCUCGCCUGUCUGUGUAGAAGGGGAGGGGCUUGUUGAAGAGGAGGCGAGUAACUCCGCCUCCUUUCUCCUGCCUCCGUCUCGGUGCUCCUCUCCGAGCAUCAGGCGGUCUCGGUUGUCGCUACGCCGUUUGCUCGCGAAGGACUCGGACUGCGAAAGCUGCAGCACGGCCAGUAACUCUCCCCGCAGCACUCCGGGCAGUUCUCCGUCUCUACGGCGACGGGUGCUGGGUGGGCGGGCCAGCGAGGGCGAGGGGCAAAAUGAGCGCACUGGAGGGGGCGGAGCUGAAACCUCCUCCUCUUCCUCCUUACUCCCUACACCCUCCUCCUCUACCUCCAACUACCCAAUCAGCUCGCGGCACUUCACCCGCAAUGCCAAGAAAAUGCAAAGCUGGUACAAUGUUCUCAGCCCCACCUAUAAACAGAGGAACGAAGAGUUCCGUAAACUCUUUAAGAAACUUCCAGAAACAGAGCGUCUGAUUGUAGAUUACUCAUGUGCUCUGCAGAAGGACAUCCUGCUGCAGGGACGUCUCUAUCUGUCUGAGAACUGGAUCUGCUUCUACAGCAACAUCUUCCGCUGGGAGACCACUAUCACACUCCUGCUGAAGGAAGUGACGAAUCUGUCUAAAGAGAAAACGGCUAAACUCAUUCCAAACGCCAUCCAGAUCAACACUGAGCAGGAGAAGCACUUCUUCACCUCUUUUGGAGCGAGGGAUCGCAGCUUCUUGAUGAUUUUCAGACUGUGGCAGAAUGCACUAAUGGACAAGACGCUGUCUCCUAAAGAGCUUUGGCACAUCGUACACCAGUGUUAUGGCACGGAGCUCGGGCUGACGAGCGAGGACGAUGAUUACGUCUCUCCCACCGGCGAGCACGUCAACGGCCUGCUGCCGGGUGAUGAUUCCUCCUCCGAUGUGAUGGAUCCAUCCUCAGCCUCGGCAGCGCCCGGAUCUUCUCCUCCAUCCUCUUCUUCCUCUUCCGCUCAGCCCGUGGAGGUUCAGCCGUCCAAACACAGCGCAGAGCAGGAGCCGAGCCCAAAUACGCCCUCCACCACACACUCCACCACACACUCCACCACACACUCCACACACCCCGCCUCCACCACUGCUGCUAUGAAUUCGGAGGAAGGUGGGCAGGACGGUCAAUCAGAACCAACCAAUCAGGUGGCACCGAUGGCUCACGUGUCAUCGCUGGAGAUGACCAACGAUGAGGACCUUCCCACUGACCCGAGCAACUCGUCCGACACGCAGGAAGAGAGUGAGGUGGAGUCGUUCUGUGGUGAUCUGCGAGGUCGGCUCCACAUUAACACGGUGGUGAGGAUGAGUGUGGACAAACUGCACGAGCUGCUCUUCUCUGACACACACUUCCUGCAGCACCUCUUCACCCAGCGCAACUUCACCGAUCUGUCAGUACAGGAGUGGCAGAAAGACAGCAGCAGUGGGAUCAGCACUCGAGUUUUGAGUUACACCAUCGCAAUUAACAACCCCCUCGGCCCUAAAACAGCCCCCGUGGUGGAAACACAGACUCUUCAUAAGAGCAGUUCUCGAGGUGUGUGUUACGUGGUGGACUCGGAGGUGAUCACGUCAGGAAUCCCGUACCAGGAUUACUUCUACACCGUACACAGAUACUGUCUCACCUCCGUCAGCACGCAGAAGAGCCGCCUCAGGGUCUCGUCAGAUAUCUGCUACAGGAAGCAGCCGUGGAGUCUGGUGAAGGCUCUGAUAGAGAAAAACACCUGGAGUGGCAUAGAGGAGUACUACAGACACAUGGAGGCGGAGGUGUGUAAGUUGGAGACUCUGCUCCAGUCCGAGGUGUCGGUGGUGUGUGUGGGAGGAUCAGAGGAGGUUAAAGCUCCUCCCACACUGCGCAGGCGCAAACGCACCGGCUCGAAACGUGCAGAGGGGGCAGGGCAUGUGGGCGGAGUCACCGAGCAAGGGGGCGUGGCCCAGAGGGAGCGCAGAGACACAGGCGCACAGUACCUGAAAGUGGGUGAGAGGUGGCGUGGCUCUGCAAACAACAACAGCAUCACUCUCCUGCUCAUCAUCAGCUUCAUUCUGGUGGUUUUGGUAGCUCUGAACAUGAUGCUGUUCUAUAAGCUGUGGUCUCUGGAGCGAGCCGCUCACACACUCGAGACGUGGCACUCAUACUCGCUGUCAGACAGUCCUCUCCCCCAGUCGGCGUCUGAGUGGAUGAAGGUUCUGCAGCUACAGCGUCAGUUCCAUCAGGCUCAACUGAAUAAGUGGCAACAGAUCCUACACUCCUCAGUCACACUGCUCGACCAGAUGAAACAGUCUCUGGAGAAUCUCCACAGAGGAAUAAUCAGAUCUGAGGAACAGGAAACUGUCGCUCCUCCUCCAUCUGAACCUCCAACUCCACCCACAUCAGACACACUGACUGAGCAGUGACACACACACACACUCACACACACACACUCACACACACACACCCACACACACCUUCUGACCGUUCUGUGAUCAGUGGACUGCGAUCAUGUGAUUGGGUAAAAUUACCCAGAAUGCUCAAGCUCUUCCCACUGUGACUAACUGUGAAUGCAGCGCUGCCUUUCCUUGCACGCUACACCCUAAACCCUAAACCCUACACCCUACACGCUACACCCUAAACCCUAAACCCUACAUCCUAAACCCUACACCCUAAACCCUACACCCUACACCCUAAACCCUACACCCUAAACCCUACACCCUACACCCUAAACCCUACAGUCUAAACCCUACACCCUACACCCUAAACCCUACACCCUAAACCCUAAACCCUACACCCUAAACCCUACACCCUAAACCCUACACCCUACACCCUAAACCCUACAGUCUAAACCCUACACCCUAAACCCUACACCCUAAACCCUAAACCCUACACCCUACACCCUACACCCUAAACCCUACAGUCUAAACCCUACACCCUACGCCCUAAACCAUAUGCCCUACACCCUACACCCUACACCCUACAGUCUAAACCCUACGCCCUAAACCAUACGCCCUACACCCUAAACCCUACACCCUACACCCUAAACCCUACAGUCUAAACCCUACACCCUACGCCCUAAACCAUACGCCCUACACCCUACACCCUACAGUCUAAACCCUACGCCCUAAACCAUACGCCCUACACCCUAAACCCUACACCCUAAACCCUACACCCUACACCCUACACCCUAAACCCUACACCCUAAACCCUACACCCUAAACCCUACGCCCUACACCCUACACCCUAAACCCUACACCCUAAACCCUACACCCUAAUCCCUACACCCUAAACCCUACAGUCUAAACCCUACAGUCUAAACCCUAAACCCUAUGCCCUAAACCAUACGCCCUACACCCUACACCCUAAGCCCUACACCCUACACCCUAAACCCUACAGUCUAAACCCUACACCCUACACCCUAAUCCCUACACCCUACACCCUACACCCUAAACCCUACAGUCUAAACCCUACACCCUAACCCCUAAACCCUACACCCUAAACCCUACAGUCUAAACCCUACACCCUAAACCCUACACCCUAAACCCUAACCCCUACACCCUACACCCUAAACCCUAACCCCUACACCCUAAACCCUAACCCCUACACCCUACACCCUAAACCCCAAACCCUACACCGUACACCCUACACUCUUAAUCACUAAAGCAAUAAAUCAGUGGUGGUUUGGGACAGAGCCAAACUGUUCACUCCUGAAUCACUGUUACACAAACGUGUGUGUGUGUGUGUGUGUGUGUGUGUGUGUGUGAAUUUUACAGAAUACUGUCUCUCUCUUCCUUCUUUUGUCUUCCUUUUUUCCCCCUUUCUCUGAUUCACUCCCUCUCUUUUCUUUUAUUUCUCCCUCUCUCUCUCUGCUUCUGGCUCGUUCUCUUCAUCUCUCUCUCUCCCCCUCUCUCUCUCUCUCUCUCCCCCUUAACCCUCUCCCUCCUUCUUUGUGAGUAAUCUGUCUGUCCACACACACACACACACACACACACACACACACACAAACAAACAAACAAACAAACAGUUUUAAAUGGAAGAGGCGGGCCCUCAUUCUUCAGAGCUUCUUCCUGUUUAUCUGGGGUCAGAGGUCACAGACUCCGCCCCCUCCUCAUCUACAGACUGACGUUCAUCAUCGUUAAAUGAUUACCCAGAAUGCUCAGCUGCGACACGCUUCAGUUUUUCUGCUGAACGAAUGGAACUUGAGAGACGGUGCAAUCGACCGGUUCAGUAUUUAUUUCUCUGACUGAAUGAAAAUCUCGUCAUGUGUGUGUGUGUGUGUGCGCGUGUGUGAGUGUGUGCGUGUGUGUGUGUGUGUGUGUGUGUGAGCGACGAGAAGCAGGAUCACGACCACGACAGCAAUAACCAUGACGGGGAAAUGUGUGAUAUUUAUCAUGAAACGCAGAGCUGCCUGUACGAGUGAUGUAAAAACACUGUUACUCUUAGCAACAGGGUCUGAAAUUAACUCCGCCUCCUGACACAGCGUCCGUUAAAACAAUCCGUUAAUAACCGCACCGAAAUAAGUGUCAAAAAUGGAUUUGCAUAACCCCGCCCACAAGAGCGACACGACAAAGAGCUGCAAGCUUACGUACUGUAUCUGCGCUUGUCCAGAAAACGAAAGUCACAGAUACAAGAGCAGGCAUUUAUAUCGUUAAUUAUUUUAUAUCUGAAGGGAAUUCAAUCCUCCAGGCCACUAGGAGGCGCUGCAGCAGAAAUCUGAUUUUUUUUUUUUUUUUUUUUUUUACAGUUUCUGACGUUUAUUAACAUGUCCGUAAAUGUUAAUAAACAUUUUAAUACAUUUAAAAAUAAAUAUACGGACUGUAUUAUGACACGGACAAGAAUUUCUACAGUGAGACAAAAGUUCAUUUCAGACCUUGUUUUUUUUUUUUUUAUUUUUGUGUUUCUCUCUCUCUUUCUCUCUUUCUCUUAGUAUUAUAUUUAUUUGACGUUAAGUUGGCGAGUGCGUCCGAGUCGCUCGGCGUCUGCACUCUUCCGUCAUCAUCGUUGUAUUUUAUUGGAUCAAGACUUGAAGUGAUCAGGGUUACUGUAGACCUGCAGGCGUGUGCCGAUCAUCGGUUAUACGAUACGUCGCGAUAUUCAACCAGAAAUAUUGUCGCGUUCUGUUUCUCCAGUGCCGGCAGGAUUUACGCCUCGGUUCUGCGGACAGCUAGAGGCGCGAGAUCUUCUUCAUAACCGAACGUCUGAUUAAAGACAUGGCGCGUACGCUGAAUCUGAUCUUUUACAGCGAAAUACUUUAAAGCAAUAAAUACUUUCAUUCUGAAAUAUUCUCCCUUUAUCAUAAAACUUUGUUAAACAUUAAAUAAAAGAUGUCGAUUAAACAACAGCAGGCAGGAAAUCGGAUUCCUUUUUCGACUCAAAAGCAGCUUUAAAACAAAAAAACAGAAUUUGUGUUUAGAUUGUUAAAUUAAAUUAAAAUUAUUUAUAAUAAUAUUAUAAUAAUUAUUAAAUUAUUUAAUUUGCAUGUGAUUGUAUUUAACAUAAUUUCAUUAGAUAAAUGUUAAAAAAAUUAAGACAUUUUUACUGAACUGAAAGUGUGAUAAGCCCCGCCUCUUCGCUGUGUUUAACCAAUCACAGUCGUUUCUCUCGGCAGGUCUGCUCUGAUUGGCUGCUGGCAGCCAUAAGUGAGAGAGAGGGUGAGAACGAUCGUAUCUGCGCUGCACGUUAACAGCGUAGCCGCAGCGAAACGAUAAAAAGCAAACGAAACGUCUGGAAAAAUGUCCAUCACCGGGAAAUCCUCACGAGAUUUCUUACGCAGAAAAGUUACAAAGUUAGAAAAGUAUUUAAAAGCAUUUGAGCAAUAUUAAUAAGCUAGCUUCGAUUUUGUUCACUGUCGCUGUUGCCCCCCCCCCAUGAAUACAUUUUGGUGUCAUGGUUCGAAAUGUACAAUAUCAUAAAAACAGAACUGUAAAAUAUCAUAAAAUGUAAAAUAUCGUAAAAAAAUAACGCUGAUAUCAUAAACCAUGAUAAUGCACCGUAUAAACGUAUCGGCACACGCUUGCUGUAGACUCGACCAUCCGAAAGUACACACACACACACACACACACACACACACACUCUCUCUCUCACACACACACACACACACACACACUCUCACACAUUUUAAUAUUUAUGUUACUGUUUAAACACUGAGGACCAAACGGAGCUCGGGCUCAGAGGGACGUCCCCCCGCUGUGCGUCUCUCUGUGUUUCACACUUUGUGUUGUUUUUGUACAAUUUUAGCUGCUGUGUGUGUUGUGUAUUUUUUUUUAGCGACAAUGUCUGUUACUGCUGUUCCUCAUCCUGCACUCCUCCUUUCACAUCACUCUUUUACUCAUCCCUCCUUCCCUCUCUCUCUCUCUCUCUCUCUCUCUUUCUCUUUCUCUCUGUUGUAUUUAUUUGCGUUAGUGUGAUGGAGGAAGUGCGAUUUUGCUGUAAAGAUCUGUUUUGGAUGGAAAAACAAAUAAAACUAGAAACUUUAGGAAAAUAAAGAA